This is a messenger RNA of Penaeus chinensis, 690 nucleotides long. RefSeq names its product anti-lipopolysaccharide factor-like. The transcript is spliced from 3 exons. Lineage: Eukaryota; Metazoa; Arthropoda; Malacostraca; Decapoda; Penaeidae. The record is from RefSeq and is a predicted model, not a curated record. The coding region runs from base 108 to 494 and encodes 128 amino acids.
CGAGGCAGAGCCAGUGUCUUCACGAACCACGGCAGUCAAGUACCUCUGCAGCCAGCAGCCCGUGUCGCAACAAAGAGACCGCACAUUAUUCUCGAUAGACAACCGAGAUGAAACCGUCUGUGAUCAUCACAAUGCUUGUCAUGGCCCUAGCCCUGCAGUGUAUUGCAAAGAAACAGGAAAGAGAGCAACUUAUAAAUCAAGUAUCUUGGACACUUCUCGGGCAGUGGAUGACAAAAGAGGCAAUCUUCAUGGGAUACUCAUGCGACCUUCAAGUGCAGCCUAGGUUCUCUGCCUGGCUGCUGUACUACGAGUGCUCUUUCUCCUGUACCGAAUGGACUGACAUCAUAGGCAAAGCCGUGUCGCGCUGCAAACUAGAGGCAGCAGAGGAUGCCGUGCGGAAUUUCGUCGAUACAGCCAUGCAGAACAAUCUCAUCAGACAGAUAGACGCGAGCAAGUGGUAUGAAGAACAGAACAAUGCAACCAAAACCUUUUAGCUUAGCUUAAUUUAUCUCAAUAUAUAUAAUAUAUAUAACAUAUAAUUUAUACAUAUAUAUGUAUGCACGCAUAUACACAUAGCUAUUUAUGAACAUACAUAAUGUACUCUCAUGUUGUUAUCAUUAAUACCAUUUUUUUUUUUUUUGUAUAAUCAUACAUGUAUAACAGCUAUGUAGUUUUAAUUUUUUGGUAGUA